GUGUGUUUUCUCCCCGCAGGCUCCCCGGGUGCUGAGCAGAACUGAAAGUCCAGGGAUGAAAACGAAGUAGCGGCUGAGUCCACAGUGUCCUCACCGUGUCAUGUAACCUUAUGGACGUUUGUCCAUCGUCGUGUGGUGUCCUGCCGGAGCCCCGCGGGUUUGGGACACAUGUGGACGCCGCCGGGAGAGGAGCCCUGUCUGCGUGUGCGCCAGUCAACAACACCGGGGAUGAAGCGGCCGUGUCGCGUGUUUCCUUCUCUUCCUCCUCCCAAGGGUCUUUCUCGCAGCUGAACCGGAACACGUCACCUGCACACUUUACAAAAUGAGGGUCUUCGCGUCCCUGCUGAAAAACGCCCACCCCAAAAUCGAGUACUACUCCCGGUUCUCUCCGUCCCCGCUCUCCAUCAAGCAGUUCCUGGAUUUCGGCCGGAACAAUGCAUGUGAGAAAACCUCCUACAUGUUCCUGCGCAAGGAGCUGCCCGUGCGCCUGGCCAACACCAUGAGAGAAGUCAACCUGCUGCCUGACAAGCUGGUGGGCCAGCCCUCCGUCAGGCUGGUGCAGAAGUGGUACAUGCAGAGUUUUGUGGAGUUGCUGGAUUACGAGAAUCGAAAAGCAGAGGACCCUCACGCUCUGAAUGACUUCCUGGAGCUCCUGAUCGAGAUCCGUAACCGUCACAACGACGUGGUUCCCACUAUGGCGCAGGGAGUCAUCGAGUACAAGGAGAAGUUCGGCUUCGACCCCUUCGUCAGCAGCAACAUCCAGUAUUUCCUCGACCGCUUUUACACCAACCGCAUCUCGUUCCGCAUGCUCAUCAACCAGCACACCCUGCUGUUUGGGAAUGAUACCAACCCCGCUCAUCCAAAACACAUCGGCAGUAUCGACCCCAACUGCAGUGUGGCUGAAGUCGUCAGUGAUGCCUACGACACAGCCAAAAUGCUGUGUGAGAAGUACUACCUGGCUGCUCCUGAGCUCAAGAUCGAAGAGUUCAACAUGAAGGCCCCUAAUAAGCCCAUCCAGGCCGUGUACGUUCCCUCUCAUCUGUUCCACAUGCUGUUCGAGCUGUUCAAGAACUCGAUGAGAGCCACCGUGGAGCUCCACGAGGACAGCAAAGAGGGAUUACCGCCUGUUAAGGCAAAAGUCACUCUGGGUAAAGAGGAUCUAUCCGUAAAGAUCAGUGACAGUGGAGGAGGAGUUCCUCUCAGGAAGAUAGACCGUCUGUUUAACUACAUGUACUCCACUGCCCCGACGCCCAGCCUGGAGCCAGGAGCUGUUCCCCUGGCUGGCUUUGGCUACGGUCUGCCCAUUUCGAGGCUCUACGCCCGAUAUUUCCAGGGGGAUCUGAAGCUCUACUCCAUGGAGGGCGUUGGCACAGAUGCCGUCAUCUAUCUGAAGGCGCUGUCCAGUGAGUCCUUCGAGCGCCUGCCCGUCUUCAACAAGUCAGCGUGGCGGCACUACAAGACCAGCCCCGAGGCCGACGACUGGAGCAACCCCAGCAAGGAGCCACGCGAUGCCACUCCAUGCAUCCCAUCUGAAAAGACAGGAUUUUAGAUGAAGACUUUUGAGCGACUCUUCGCUAUGGACCGUUUCCUCACUCUCUAGCUCCUUCGCUGUUCUGCCACACUGUAAUUCCAUCAGUGCCAAUGCCUUUGUAAACCUGCCAGUCUCACUGAGCGACGCUCGGUGUCCGACCCGCUGUAGAGGAAGUGUUGUUCGAUAGGUUAGAGACGGCCGCCCUCGUUCAUUCAAAGCCCUCAGUUCACCGCCUGCAAUGUGUGGUCGCCAUUAUAAGGACAAUCUUCCAGCUUCAGUCGUUGACAACCGUAAGAAAGACCGUCUGUACCGAUACGGUAAUAGAAAAUAUUGUUUAUAUACAUAUAUAUAAAUAAGAAUAAUGUCAACACUGUAUAUGCAGCCAGUGUGGAGUGAUCGCUCUGUUUUCAGUCCUACUAUACCUCCCGGCUCAAAAUAUUGUUAGUGUUUUUGCAUGAGCUCCUCAGUGCGGAGGCAAUCAUGCAAAGACGUGCAAAUAUUGCAACAUCAACAAAAUGACGAACAAGGUGUAAGAGCAGACUAACAAUGUGUUUCAGCAUGAUUACAACUUACAAUUCCUACUGUCAAACCCGACAAUAAAGAAAAUCGCUGUUGUGUGUAA
Molecule: messenger RNA, 2153 nt
Organism: Platichthys flesus (European flounder)
Lineage: Eukaryota; Metazoa; Chordata; Actinopteri; Pleuronectiformes; Pleuronectidae
Gene: pdk3a
Product: pyruvate dehydrogenase kinase, isozyme 3a
Exons: 12
Coding region: 323-1549 (408 amino acids)
Biological process (GO): regulation of glucose metabolic process; protein phosphorylation
Cellular component (GO): mitochondrion
Molecular function (GO): pyruvate dehydrogenase (acetyl-transferring) kinase activity
Source: RefSeq, a predicted model, not a curated record